GGCUGGGCUGGUCACAUGGGGAGAGCAGCCUGUUUAAAACAGCCUCGGCUUGCUCACUCAGAGCAGUGCGCGACGCAGAGAUAGACGCACACGUUCUCUCUCUCCCUCUCUCUUUCAUGCACACACACACACACAUGCUCAUGCACGCAGACGGCAACUGUCCUCCAUCGGACUGACACAACACACACGCCGGGAUAGACACACUCCCCUUGCUACAGUGGAGAAGAAGAUAAGAAGUGACAUAUCAGGAAAAAAAAGAAAUACACAAAAAGAGGAGGUUCACAGGUGAAGAGGAGGAUCUUAGUGACGUUUCGUCCUGUCCAAGAUGGCAAACCUUGUGACAUCGUUGUGCUGUGUAGUUCUGGCUGCGGUGGUGGUAGCCUACGCUCAGAGACGCAGCCAGCUUGUUGCUAGGAACCAGUAUGAGCGAAUGGGCAGUGAUGUUACCAUGCAGUGCGGCUCCCUGGACAAUGAUGCAUCAGUGUCAUGGAAGGUGAAUGGGACGGAUGUAAAAGCCCAACACCGUCUAGAAGGUCCCAGACUGAUCCUGACCCAAGUGAACCUGGGCCACAACGGACUCUACAGCUGCUUUCAGAACCCACAUGGAGAGAGGCGUGACACCAUCAUCCUCCACAUCGGCAUUCCCCCUCGGGAGCCCACAGUCACUUGUCGAUCCAACACCUACCCUAAAGGCUUCUACUGCAGCUGGCACCAGCUGUACUCGACAUACAUCCCCACUACCUUUGAAGUGGACGUACAACAUAACCAGCGUUCUCUGGAGGUGCAGAAAGACUCUGUCCACAAGAACCGCUGUCAUGUACGGUUUCCUGAGGUCUUCUCCAGCUUCCCUUACAAAGUUAACGUGACGGCAGUCAACGCCUUGGGAAAAGCUUCUACCACCAUCACUUUUGAGGAGUCCACUAUAGUCAAACCAGACCCCCCGGAGCGCGUGACGGCGACCCCGAUCCGUUUCAACCCUCGGAGGCUAGAGGUAUCCUGGCACAGCCCUGCCACCUGGCCUGACAUCGACAACUUCCCUCUGAAAUACUUCCUUCGGUACCGACCACUCAUCCGAGACCAGUGGCAGCAUGUGGAGCUAUCUGACAGCACCUCCCACACCAUCACCGAUGCCUAUGCUGGGAAGGAAUACAUCAUCCAGGUGGCUGCCAAGGACACAGAGAUUGGAACAUGGAGUGACUGGAGUGUUGCUGUCCAUGCCACACCCUGGAUUGAGGAUCCUCUGCCGAUCGCCUCCACAACCGAAGAUUCUUCUACUCUUCUAACCGAGACUAAGACCUCCCCCAUACCGUCCUCCAACGCACCACAAAAGGCUGAACCUCCAGUGGGCAGAGCUGCCAAGCUCCUCACAUUUUUCUCUCCUUUGCUGUUAGGAAUGCUGCUGCUGUUGAUGUGAUUUAAACGUCUUAUUCCUGAAGGGAGGCGAAAAGUAAGAGGAGGAGGAGGAGGCUGAUCUUUUUUCUAUUUUGCACAUGUUUCAAGGAUACAGUGCAUUGAUCAUUUCCGUCCAUCACACAGUUACUCACCAAGGUUACUUAGACAUGAAAUCAGACGAUGAUAAUGCGAUUCAGCAUUUUUGAUUGAAUGGUGACAAAGAAAAUCUUCAGAGGAACUUCUGAAAGUGGCAUCAUCAUCAUCAUCAUUCACACCAACAACAACAGCAGCAGCAGCAGCAGCAACAGGAGCAGCAACAACCACAACAACAACAGCAGUGAUAUCAGCAGCAGCAGUCUUAUAUUACCCCCUGGUGGCUUUGAUGGGCCACAGCAGACUGAUUUGUUUUGGAAGACGACGGUUUGGUUUGGGAAUCUCCUCUUCAGAGCAAGAAAAUCAACUCCUAAGAUGAGAAAAGAAAUCUCCUCAUCACCUUUUUUUGUUCUUUUUUAUCGAUCAAUUAAUAGUCUUAAUUUUAACUUUCUUCUAAAAUCGCAGCGCUGCACAGACAAACACACCCACAUAUAAAGCAUGUGUGUUUGUGUGUAUAGUUACCAUAGCAGUCCCCAUACAGCUAAAUCAUCAUGCCAAAGACUCAACUUCACCCCCAACAAAAUGGUUCCCAAACAAUUCAUUGAGCUUCCUGAAGCCUGUGCUUGCCUUCGUCAUUGGGUUGAAAACCCCAGAGUGUUUUAUGUGUGAGAGUUUGUGUGUGUGUGCGCGCGUAACACCUUAUCAAUACCGACUUAAACAGUAUAGGAAUCAAACUUGGAUUGAAUCUGAGGAACCCUGCAGCUCCUGUUUGUGUAAGCCCACCAUUUAACAAAGAAGCCACAAAAAUGCCCAAUCAGACUCUGAAUCUGUUCGCCUCCAACGACUGAAUCAAACUGACGGAGCGAGUCGUUUUUCGAUACGAGGACUAACACUUUGAAGAAUUCAGUAAUGGUAGUCUGGCUUAUUUAGACAAUUAGCUUUACAUUCUGCUUUCAGUGACUGGCAAGGAGGACCUGGAUUGUAAAAAAAAAGAAAAAAAAAUGAAGUGGAUUUGAAACUGAACAACUCUUUGCCCACACAUUUUUUUUUUUUUUUUUUUUUUGGUUUUGGUUCAACUUUGUAUGGCGACACAGCAACAAAGUUGGUUAUUGAAACAUUAAAAUGAGCUACUUUGGUUUUCCAUUCUGCUCUGUGCUGUAAAAUACAAUAACACAAAACUGUUUGCUUUCCAAAUUCUGACGCCUUUACAAACAUAAAAAAUGUCUUUUUGCAGUUUACAUUUCAGUAGCCAAUAUCACCAGUUACUAUUAUGUUAUUCAAAGGAAUAUUGAUGUGUUUUAAUUGUAUUUUUUGAUUUUAUGGACAAAUAAUAAAAACACACAUAUAGGACUUUAGUUUUUUUUGGGUUUUUUUCAGACAUUCAUAAUGGCUUAAUUCUCCUUGAUCCUAUUUUGUAAACUAUGAUAUGUAACUUUAACAUUGAACAAAAAGUUUAUUAUUUAAUAAUAAUAAUAAUGUAUGUAUUAGCAGUAGAAUGUCGUAACCUGUACCUGGGGUCUUUUUUAUAGAUGUAUAUACAAUGACAGGUUUCAACCAUUAAAUGUGACCAUUUCACAAUGAA
This is a messenger RNA of Lates calcarifer (barramundi perch), 3067 nucleotides long. RefSeq names its product ciliary neurotrophic factor receptor (gene cntfr). Gene Ontology annotation, cellular component: membrane; signaling receptor complex; external side of plasma membrane. Gene Ontology annotation, molecular function: cytokine binding; cytokine receptor activity. Bases 326 to 1414 code for a protein of 362 amino acids. The record is from RefSeq and is a predicted model, not a curated record. The transcript is spliced from 11 exons. Lineage: Eukaryota; Metazoa; Chordata; Actinopteri; Centropomidae. Gene Ontology annotation, biological process: cytokine-mediated signaling pathway.